UUCGUUGAUUGUAUUGUAUGAUUGUACACGAAUUUAAUUUUGAGAAAAUCAGCCAUAAUAAGUCUGAAUUGGUGUUAAGUUGGAGUAAUUUAACAUCAAAUUGUGUUUUUAAUCUUUGUUAUAAACAUACAUUUGCAUCAUACAAGUUAACCUUAUAAGUGUUAUGAGAAUAUUGGUGUCCGUGCUAGGUUUUGUCGUGCUGUAGUAGUUUUAGCGGUUGAAGAUGAGUUACAAUUCGGGUGGGAGUGGGAGCAAGGGCUUCGGGUUUGCAGGGUUCGCGAUGCCUAAGCGAAACCCGUCUAAUGUGUCUUUGCACGCCGUGCCGCCUCCGUCGUCGCAAAUGAACGCGGUGCCGCCGCCAAGCUCGGGGCUGUCCAAGCAGGGCUACUCGACUAUGACAGCGAUAACCCAGAAUGCUGUGACGGGCAACUGGGGCACAUUGGGCAAGAAACGGUCCAAGACUGAAGAUGAAUACUUUGAUGAGGAUGAUGAACCCCCAACUCCAGCAUUGGCCUACAUCCCAGCACCAGGCAGCCCCACCUAUGAAGCUGCAGCUAGAGCUAAGCAAGCGGAAGAUGAAGAAGAAGAUCCUCUGGACGCCUUCAUGGCGGGGUUAGAGCAGCAAGCGGCUAAAGACCUGGUUCAGAGCAAGGAGAAUGCUUGUAAGACGGACUCCGGCCGAGGGGCAAGACAGGAUAUUGAUGAUAUGGACGAUGAAGAGAGCUACUACAAGUACAUGGAGGACAACCCGCUCAACAACGCUGACGACGGAUCCGACGUCGAAAUCGAAUACGACGAGGACGGCAACCCCAUCGCGCCCCCCAAGAAGAAGUUCAUUGACCCCCUCCCCCCUAUAGACCACUCGGAGAUCGAGUAUGAACCGUUUGAGAAGAACUUCUAUACGCCGCACGAGGAUAUUGAAAAGUUAGACCAUCAGCAGGUUGAGGAUUUGAAGAAAACACUUGGAAUUAAGGUGACAGGCCCAGACCCGCCUAAACCCGUGACGAGCUUCGGUCACUUCGGCUUCGACGAGCAACUAAUGAAGGCGAUCCAGCGCUCUGAAUACACGCAACCUACUCCAGUACAGGCUGCUGGCGUACCCGCUGCGCUGUCUGGGAGAGAUCUUAUUGGUAUCGCUCGGACCGGUUCUGGUAAAACUGCCGCGUUCCUCUGGCCUCUUCUGGUCCACAUUAUGGACCAGAAAGAGCUCGCGCCGGGCGACGGGCCAAUCGGCCUUAUAUUGGCGCCCACCAGAGAAUUGGCACAACAGAUUUACAUGGAAGCAAAGAAGUUCGGAAAGGUGUACAACAUCAGGUGCGUGUGCUGCUACGGUGGCGGCUCCAAGUGGGAACAAACCAAAGCUUUAGAGGGUGGCGGUGCUGAGAUAAUAGUGGGCACGCCAGGUCGAGUCAUCGAUCUUAUCAAGUGUAAAGCUACAAACCUCCAACGUGUGACGUACUUAGUACUUGAUGAAGCUGAUCGGAUGUUCGAUAUGGGUUUCGAGCCCCAAGUCCGCUCAAUCUGCAACCACGUGCGUCCCGACCGGCAAGCGCUACUAUUCUCCGCUACGUUCCCGCGUAGAGUAGAGAGGCUAGCGCGCGACGCUCUCCACGACCCCGUGCGCGUUCAGCACGGGGCGGCCGGAGAGGCCAGCGCCCUUGUGACACAGCGAGCGCAUAUAUUCAACAAGCCGGAGGAGAAAUGGACGUGGCUACUGAAUAAUCUAGUCGAGUUCCAAUCUGCAGGCAGUGUUCUCAUAUUCGUAACCAAAAAGUUGGAAGCGGAGCAAGUGGCAGCUAACUUGGGUGUCCAGCAAUACGACGCUUUAUUAUUACACGGAGACAUGGAACAGGCGGAUCGUAACAAAGUCAUCACGGCGUUCAAACGACAGGAAGUCAACAUUCUCGUCGCUACUGAUGUUGCUGCACGCGGUCUCGAUAUCCCCCACAUCAGAACAGUCAUCAACUACACCGUAGCGCGCGACGUGGACACUCACACGCAUCGCGUGGGCCGCACCGGCCGCGCCGGCGUUCGUGGCGACGCCUAUACCUUACUAGAGCGAGCCAAGGAUAAAGACUUCGCUGGACACCUGCUUAGGAACUUAGAACAGGCUCAACAGGAGGUCCCUGAAGACCUGAUGCAGCUCGCGAUGCAGUCCGCCUGGUUCCGCAAGUCGCGCUUCAAGAAGGGCAAGGGAAAGAACCUGAACAUCGGGGGGUGUGGCCUUGGAUAUAAGGAGCGCCCAGGGCUACCAGCGCACACAGAUGAGCCGACGGUGGCGCCCCCUGAGGCGAAAACGGGCGGUCCCGCUACCGACAGACUGUCUUCCCUCAAGCAGGCUUUCCGCUCCCAAUAUAACCAGUUCACCGCCUCAUCCGACCACUCAUGGGAGCAGACGCUACAGAGCAGCAUCCAGCCCGGCGUCAACGCGCCCGCGCGGCAAGAGGACCGAGUGCGCAAGAGCGGCAAGCGCAGCCGAUGGGAGUAAGGCCCAUAUUACACCAUAUGUAUCUCUUCAUAGGCCUGUAUGCCUCCCUUUUUCUUCAA
Leguminivora glycinivorella is the source of this 2547-nucleotide messenger RNA. RefSeq names its product ATP-dependent RNA helicase DDX42. Bases 224 to 2488 code for a protein of 754 amino acids. Lineage: Eukaryota; Metazoa; Arthropoda; Insecta; Lepidoptera; Tortricidae. The transcript is spliced from 15 exons. The record is from RefSeq and is a predicted model, not a curated record. Gene Ontology annotation, molecular function: nucleic acid binding; RNA helicase activity; ATP binding.